Beta vulgaris subsp. vulgaris (sugar beet) is the source of this 630-nucleotide messenger RNA. RefSeq lists its product as uncharacterized. The transcript has a single exon. Gene Ontology annotation, molecular function: nucleic acid binding. The coding region runs from base 1 to 630 and encodes 209 amino acids. NCBI's taxonomy places the organism in Eukaryota, Viridiplantae, Streptophyta, Magnoliopsida, Caryophyllales, Amaranthaceae. The record is from RefSeq and is a predicted model, not a curated record.
AUGAAGUGGGUGUUACAACACAUAUUACCAGCAACGACACAACCACCAAAAUUUGUUGACAUGCAAAAUGUUGUUCACAUAGAUGAGAAGUGGUUUUAUUUGAGUCCAGACAUGAGGAGGUUUUACUUACUCCCUGCUGAAGAUGACCCUUAUAGUUGUUGUCAGUCCAAGAGAUUUAAGAUCAAAGCCAUGUUCAUGUGUGCCACAUCUAGACCUAUUAAGGACAGUGAAGGGGGGAUGAUACAUGAUGGGAAAUUUGGUAUCUACCCUUUGGUUGAGUAUGCAAGAGCUAAAUAUUCAACUAAAAACAGAAGGGCAGGUACUUGGCUUACAAAAGCAAUUGAAAGUGUUACCCUAGCAGUUAUGAGGGACAUGAUAGUUAACACUAUCAUACCUGCCAUCAUGAGGAAUUGGCUAGAAGGUGUGUCUAAAGAAAUCUACAUACAACAAGACAAUGCUAGACCUCACAUUCAUGCGUCUGACCCAGAAUUUAUGGCAGCAGCAACUCAUAAUGGAUUCAAUAUUCAACUCAUCAAUCAGCCACCUCAGUCCCCUGACUUAAAUGUGCUAGACUUAGGGUUUUUAGAGCAAUUCAAGCACUACAAUAUCAAUCAUUUCCUAAGAAUCUAG